Messenger RNA from Erinaceus europaeus (western European hedgehog), 3276 nucleotides. RefSeq names its product matrix metallopeptidase 28 (gene MMP28). Gene Ontology annotation, molecular function: zinc ion binding; metalloendopeptidase activity. Gene Ontology annotation, cellular component: extracellular matrix. Bases 414 to 1985 code for a protein of 523 amino acids. Gene Ontology annotation, biological process: collagen catabolic process; extracellular matrix organization; proteolysis. The transcript has 8 exons. NCBI's taxonomy places the organism in Eukaryota, Metazoa, Chordata, Mammalia, Eulipotyphla, Erinaceidae. The record is from RefSeq and is a predicted model, not a curated record.
GAGCUAUCCGAAUUGACUUGGAGGUGGAGAGAAAGGUCUGCAACCCGGCUGCUUGCUCUGGGCAGGGCGGCCCAGCAGGGCGCCCCAGUGGCGGAGCCGAGUGGGUGGGGCCGUGGUGCGGGGAUCCCGGUUACGCCUCCUUCCUCUCUCGCCUUCCAGGUCCCGGGGUCCGCGAUCAGGCGGGCAGGCACUUCCCAGACUGGACGCGCUCCCAUCCGCUCCUGGGAAGCUACUGGGCAGAGCUGCCCUGAACUCGGAGCCCCGGCAUUGGCGAGCCCGGGUGCCAUUCCUGCCGCGCCGGGAAGGCGCAGAGCCGGCGCGUCCGCGGGGACUCGGGCGCCGCUGACCACCCGCGCCUCGGAUCUACGCGCCCCCCCCCCUCCCCCGAGCCCCACGCAAGGGGCGCCGGAGAGAUGGCUGCGCGCCUCGGCCUCUGGCUGCGCGUCCUGCCGCUGCUGCUGUGGGGCGGCCUGGACGCCGAGCUCACCGAGCCUGUGGGCCAGGAGCUGCGCCGGGACGCGGAGGCAUUCCUGGAGAAGUAUGGCUAUCUUAAUGCCCAGGUCCCCAAAACUCCUACUUCUAUGCAAUUCACUACUGCCAUCAGGGAGUUCCAGUGGGUGUCCCAGCUGCCUGUCAGUGGCGUGUUGGAUCCUGCCACAGUACGCCAGAUGACACGGCCCCGCUGUGGUGUAGCAGAUACUGACAAUCAGGUGGCCUGGACUGACAGGGUCAGUGCCCUAUUUGCUGGACGCCGAGCCAAAAUGAGGCGUAAGAAACGCUUUGCAAAGCAAGGCAGCAAGUGGUACAAGCAGCACCUCUCCUACCGCCUAGUGAACUGGCCCCAACACCUGCCUGAGCCGGCAGUCCGGGGAGCCGUUCAUGCUGCUUUCCAGCUGUGGAGCAACGUCUCAGCACUGGAAUUCUGGGAGGCUCCAGCCACAGGCCCCGCUGACAUCCGCCUCACCUUCUUCCAAGGGGACCACAAUGAUGGGCUGCGCAAUGCCUUUGAUGGCCCAGAACCGCCUGUAGGGGGCGCCCUAGCUCACGCCUUCCUGCCCCGCCGCGGGGAAGCCCACUUCGACCAGGACGAGCGCUGGACCCUGAGCCGCCGCCGGGGGCGCAACCUGUUCGUGGUGCUGGCGCACGAGAUCGGACACACGCUCGGCCUGACCCACUCGCCCGCCCCGCGCGCGCUCAUGGCGCCCUACUACAAGAGGCUGGGCCGCGACGCGCUGCUCAGCUGGGACGACGUGCUGGCCGUGCAGAGCCUGUAUGGGAAGCCUCAGGGGGGCUCCAUGGUCAUCCAGCUCCCAGGAAAGCUGUUCACUGACUUCGAGGCCUGGGACCCCCACAUUCUCCAGGGUAGACGCCCUGAGACCCAUGGUCCUAAAUAUUGCCAUUCUUCCUUUGACGCCAUCACUAUAGAUGAGAAACGACUAUACAUUUUUAAAGGGAGCCACUUCUGGGAGGUGACAGCUGAUGGCAAUGUCUCUGAGCCCCAUCCACUAAAGGAAAGAUGGGCCGGGCUGCCCCCCGACAUUGAGGCUGCUGCAGUGUCACUGGAGGAUGGAGACUUCUACUUCUUCAAAGGGAAUCGAUGCUGGAGGUUCCGGGGCCCCAAGCCAGUGUGGGGCUCACCACGGUUGUGUCGUGCAGGGGGCCUGCCCCGACACCCUGACGCGGCCCUCUUCUUCCCUCCUCUGAGCCGCCUCAUCCUCUUCAAGGGUCCCCGCUACUAUGUACUGAGCAGAGGGGGGCUGCAGGUGGAGCCAUACUACCCCCGAAGUCUGCAGGACUGGGGCAGCAUCCCUGAGGAGGUCAACGGGGCCCUGCCAUGGCCUGAUGGCUCCAUCUUCUUCUUCAGAGAUGACCACUACUGGCGCCUUGAUCAGGCCAAGCUGCAGGUGACAGCUUCAGGCCACUGGGCCACAGAACUGCCCUGGAUGGGCUGUUGGCACGCCAAUUCAGGGGGUGAAUUGUUCUGAAGGCAUUUCAUCUCUUAAUGAACCUCAAGAUGCCCUCACAGCCAACUGUGUCCCCUAGCCCAGGGAUGAACCUGUCUGGGGAGUCUCAGCCUCCCUGGAGAUCAGACAUGAAUAUUUCUCUGGAUUUGUCCUCUGGAGAAGGCAUCAUUCUCUCUCUGCUAUCCCCACUACAUGAGGAGAAGCUGGCAUCAGUCCAAGGAGAAACAAACCAAAAAAAAAAAAAAGGGUCCCAGGCCGUACAACUAUUUCCUCAAAGACUUUAGCCUUCCCCCAAGCCUUGGGGAUGGUGUUUCUUCCACUGAAAGUGCAAUUCCUGUCCAAGUGACUGCACUGGGCAUACAGACAGCACACAAAGCAAAACUCAGCUGAGAAGUUGGGACCACUUUGCAAGACAGUCCACCUCUCCUCAGGAUUUCCUGCUUCAGCCAGUCCUUGGAGAACUGGGCUUUAUUUUAUCAGAGGUUACAUCCAACUUGGAUGGGUUGGGUCUCCAAAAUUAAAGACUGAGGUGGAGUGGGUGUCAGGAUCCAGAGCAAGGGGUAACUGAUGCAGAACUGCUGGGCGCCACCAUUUUUGGAGUGAGACUGAAAUAAAGAGGUGCCCCCACCCAGCUGGUGGGCCUGGAAGCAGAAAUCAUCCUUCCAUGGAAUAGUUUUCAGUUUUUUAAUUAUAGAUAAUUUUAAAAAAUCUGUCUGGGGGUUGGGCGGUAGCGCAGCGGAUUAAGCACAUGUGGCACAAAGCGCAAAGACAGGCAUAAGAAUCUGGGUUCGAGCCUCUGGUGCCCCACCUGUAGGGGAGUUGCUUCACAAGCAGGGAAGCAGGUCUGUAGGUGUCUUAUCUUUCUCUUCUCCCCUCUGUCUUCCCCUCCUCUCUCCAUUUCUCUCUGUCCUAUCCAACAAUGAAUGACAUCAACAACAACAAUAAUAACCACAACAAGGCUACAACAACAAGGGCAACAAAAAAGGGGGAAAAAUGGCUUCCAGGAGCAGUGGAUUCAUGGUGCAGGCACCGAGCCCCAGCAAUAACCCUGGAGGCAAAAAAAAAAAAAAGAAAGAAAGAAAGAAAGUAAAGUAAAAUCUUGGGGCCGGUGGUGGCAUACCUGGUUGAACACACAGGUUACAAUGCACAAGGACCCAGAUUCAAGCACCCACUCUCCACCUGCAGGGGGAAAGCUUCAUGAGUAGUGAAGCAAGGCUGCAAGUGUCUGUCUCUCACCCUCUUCCCUCUUGAUUUUUGGCUGUCUCUAUCCAAUAAACAAAGACAAUAAAAUAUAAUAAUAAAGUAAAAUGUC